Huiozyma naganishii CBS 8797 is the source of this 2052-nucleotide messenger RNA. It is a transcript of the gene VHS3, whose product is annotated as phosphopantothenoylcysteine decarboxylase complex subunit VHS3. Gene Ontology annotation, biological process: coenzyme A biosynthetic process. The coding region runs from base 1 to 2052 and encodes 683 amino acids. The transcript has a single exon. Lineage: Eukaryota; Fungi; Ascomycota; Saccharomycetes; Saccharomycetales; Saccharomycetaceae. The record is from RefSeq and is a predicted model, not a curated record. Gene Ontology annotation, cellular component: phosphopantothenoylcysteine decarboxylase complex. Gene Ontology annotation, molecular function: FMN binding; phosphopantothenoylcysteine decarboxylase activity.
AUGUCUGUGAAUGGGAAUGAUGCUAGGGGUGCUGGGAAGCCGCUGGACGCGCCGCUGCCGCAGAGUGCCGCUGCCGCUGCUGCUGCUGGCAGAGCAAAUAACAAGGUGACGUCGCCAGUUUUGAGGAGUUCUGCGAGCCCCACGGGCACAAUAAAGUCGCAUACAAAGUCGAUCAUGAACGUCAGUGGGACUUCUGGGGCCGUGGUGAGUAACACCCCAGAACCUGGGCUGAAAAGAACGCCUACUGUCACUUUCAGCGACCCAAAAUCAGCUACCGUGGUGAAGGUAUCGUCUCCAAAGGGGGCUACGCAGAGUCUCCUGGGGGAACCGUCGCCGCUCGUCAGUAACAGCAACAACAACACGAAUAACAAGCAGCAGCAGCAGCAACCAGAGUCUAUAUACAGGGAGGCUGGGAGGCCCGUAAAUGCUACGACGGCGGGGGUUGCCGCUCCCUUCAAAGAUAUGAGAGUGGAUACGAAAGUGCCGCGGCAACAGGAGGGAGACAUCUCGACGCCAAUAUCCACACUGUCUCCAAAACAGGAGUCAAGUAUCAAGACGUCUCUGUCGGAUAUUCUGAAAGACGGUGGUUCGACCGCGUUGAAGCCCUUUGAAGGUUUGCGAGACCACGCACACUUCUUGGUCGACGACGAGUUGCACACGCCUGCUUCUCUGAAAUCGUUGCCCGGGAGUAACAGCACGAGUCCACGCGGGUCCAUGUCGAAUGGCGUGGACGGCGGGAAGCCGCUCGAGGCUGUCAUCGAGGAGGAACAGUUGCCCGAAACGAACCACUUCAUCAACUCUGUCGCGGGUGGUGGUGCAGGCGUCGGUCUCGGUACCAUGGCAUCCUCAGCGCAGGGCGUACAGGGCAACGCGCAGUUGCCUACGGAUAACAAGCAGACGAUAGCGCCGAACAUCCCCAAAAGAGAGACCGGGAAGAACAUUGACCCGCGGUUGCCGCAGGAUGAUGGGAAGCUGCACGUCCUGUUCGGGGGUACCGGUUCCCUAUCCGUGUUCAAGAUCAAGUCAAUGAUCAAGAAGUUGGAGGAGAUCUACGGGAGGGACCGGAUCGGUAUACAGGUGGUGCUGACGGAGUCCGCGGCCAAGUUCUUUACGAAACGGUACUUGAAGAAGACGAGUGCGAAGCAGCAGAAGGAGCACGGAACGCCGCUAGUGACGCCGACGACGGAAAACGUACCCGGUGGGAUGCACGCGACGCCGUCGUCCGCCUCGUCCAAUGCCCUCUAUGCGAGCAAUGCGUUUAUUCAGCGGGUGAGCUCAGACAUCUCCGUGAUGUCUGGUUCCGCGCAGCAGAGGGGCAACAGCAACACGAGUACCUGCUCUGUUGCGAGCAGCGCGCCACAGCAACAGCAGCAGCAAUCGUCGACGCCGCCCGCGCAGAUCGAGUUGCCCGCGCAUAUACAAGUGUGGCGGGACCAAGAUGAAUGGGACGUGUGGAAGCAGCGGACGGACCCUGUGCUGCACAUAGAGUUGCGGCGGUGGGCCGAUAUCUUGGUGGUGGCGCCGUUGACCGCCAACACGCUUUCGAAGAUUGCGCUUGGGUUGUGCGACAACUUGCUGACCAGCGUGAUACGAGCAUGGAACCCUAUGUUCCCGAUUUUCUUGGCCCCUUCGAUGGUGAGCUCCACUUACAACUCGAUGAUGACCAAGAAACAGCUACAGCUGAUCAAGGACGAGAUGCCCUGGGUGACUGUGUUCAGGCCGAGCGAGAAAGUUAUGGGGAUAAACGGUGACAUCGGGCUCGGCGGUAUGAUGGACGGGAACGAGAUCGUCGACAAGAUAGUCAUGAAGCUGGGUGGAUACCCGGAGGAUGAGGAUGAUGAGGAUGACGGCGAGGAGGGUGAGGAUAACGGUGACGACGACGAUGAUGACGACGAAGACGAAGACGACGACAAGAAGAAAAAGGAUUCGAACGACGACGAUGACGACGACGACGACGACGACGAUGAUGAUGAUGAUGAUGAUGACGAUGAUGAUGAUGACGAUGAUGACGAAGAUACCGAGCAAAAACCCGUCAAGUCUAAUCAAAUAUAG